This is a messenger RNA of Anopheles stephensi (Asian malaria mosquito), 3843 nucleotides long. It is a transcript of the gene Epp, whose product is annotated as protein UBASH3A homolog. The transcript has 7 exons. NCBI's taxonomy places the organism in Eukaryota, Metazoa, Arthropoda, Insecta, Diptera, Culicidae. Bases 553 to 2802 code for a protein of 749 amino acids. The record is from RefSeq and is a predicted model, not a curated record. Gene Ontology annotation, molecular function: protein binding.
ACACAGAUUUGUUUGCGUGUCAAACUCGCAAGCAUACAAACUUUUGCAGCGCGCACAUACGCAGCAGCAGCAACAAUCAAAGAAUCUUUUUUCUAAUCAGCUUCUUACAAAAGUUUUGCUACGCGUUUUACUAAAGCAUCUGUUGAUACGUAUCUUUAGCGGCCGUAUCUCCCUUGUUACUGUGUUCGAAACCAAGUGUUCUGCUGUGCAAAGUGUACCCGUAAAUGCUCCGAAGAGUGUGAGGUGAAUGCAGAGAUCGAUGCAGAUUAGCUUCCCUACCGUACGUGUGUGUGAUGAUGUGUAGCAUUGUAGUGAAAACGUGCGCAACGCGGAAGAAAUAGUGAUUUAAAGUGAUAUCCGUAAAUAGUAAAACAUCUCGCCAGCACUAACGCUCGAUCGCUAUUUGGCGUUCAGAGUAGCUUCCCAUUGUUGCUUCCCGAGGCGCUCACACAUAUGGCGUACACUAGUACCUGUCAGCGUCGGUAAACUAGUCCAAUAUUUAUCCUCUAGCGCUAGUGCUUGCAGUCGGUAGUUGAGCUAACGCUGGUAACGAUGGCCGCGCUUCCGCCACGAAAAAACCCGACACCGACGAAAAUUUCCAAACAACACCUAACGCCGUUGCAAAUUUUGCUCCAGAUGGGCUUCCCGAAGCACAGAGCCGAAAAAGCUCUCGCCGCCACCGGAAAUCGGGGCGUGCAGCUAGCAUCGGACUGGUUGCUCGCCCACGUGAACGACCCAUUUCUGGACGAGUGUGCACCCCGCGAGUACAUACUGUACGCCUGCCCGACCGGUCCGUUCCUGCAGCAGCUGGAAAGCUUUUGGGCCCAAUCCCGGGAAACCUGUGGCUGGAACGGUGCCCACAACUUUACGCCCCACAUUACGCUGGUUUCGUUUUUCAAAGCGCCGGACGAAUGUGCACCGCAGCUGUCGAAAGCGCUGAAGGAGCUUAUGAACCUGCCCGGUGCCCGCAUCGAUCGGCCGAUCGGGUUGGAGCUGUACACGAGUCCAAACUUUAUGGGCUUCUUCGUGGCCGAGGACGAUGCGAACUAUCUGAAACGGUUGGCACUGCAAUACGUUAAAGAAGUGUCCCACUCAAUAAUUAGUGACACCUAUGAGCAGCUAGAUGCAUUGGUAACCUGUUUCCCAUGGUGCGGUGGCGUCACGUCCGCCCGAUGCAUACCGCGUAGCAGUCGAUCCAUAUCGCUAGAACCACACGUCAAGUCGUUGCAUCUAACACUGGCCUACCAAUUCCCACCCGGGCAAUUUAAUGCGCUGAAGGGGUUGGUGGAAAGUUUGGACGCAUCCUGUACCGACGCCAACUGGGAGCUGCGGCUGUACUCGCGCGAUCCACGGCUCGUCUCGAAGCAGGUGCACAAGGUACUCUACCCCCACACACCGCGCGAAACGGACGAGCUCGAGCUUCGGAUCGGCGAUUACAUCUAUCUCAAUCCGGACGCGAUACAGGCGUCGUCGGACGGGUGGGUCGAGGGUAUGUCGUGGCUAACCGGCACUACCGGCUAUCUGCCCGAAAACUAUACCGAACGGACGGCGGAAUCCGACGCGUGGACAAUGCACCGGACAGUGCCACUGUGCGACACAAGGGUGGCGGAUGAAGUGUCGGAUGUGGUGGACGGCAGUGUGCCGGAAGUGGCUUGCACGCCAAGCGAUUCGCCGGAAGGGACCGACGCAGCAGCCGCACCUGCGUUAGUAUCUGCCGUAGGUCAGAGCGAAUCGCAACCGGACUCGGCGCUGCUGGCACCGUUGGACAAAGCACCUGCUCCGUCAGCGGAACAGCAACCAACCGUGGACGAACAGACGAACGGCGGUGGCAAGAUGUUGGGCGGUGGCACGAGCAAACCGCUGGAUGACAUUCCGCUGGAAAAGCUGCACGAGCUGGUGAAAAAGCGUACCAACAUGCGGGUGAUCCCGGGCGACGAAGGUGCGGUCCAGUCGCAGACGGCCCCGAGCAUGGAAUCCGGCACACGGAAGGUGUACCUGAUGCGGCACGGUGAGCGCAUCGACUUUACGUUCGGCACCUGGGUACCGUACUGCUUCGACGAGGCUGGCAAUUACGUCCGGAAGGAUCUGAACAUGCCGAAAACGUUACCGACACGCAAACCGAGCCUCUGGCAACGGGACUCGCCGCUCACGAACGUUGGCCGCUAUCAGGCGCUGCUCGUCGGCGAAGGCAUGAAGGAUGCGGGCGUUCGCAUCGCGAAGGUUUACUGCUCACCAUCGUUUCGCUGCAUCCAGACGGCCACUUCAGUGCUGGAAGGGUUGGGAUUAAAGGCGACCCUGCCGAUCUGCAUCGAGCCCGGGCUGUUCGAGUGGCUUGCCUGGUACCAGGACGGCAUUCCUGAGUGGCUGUCGAACGACGAAUUGAUUGCGGCUGACUACAACAUCGCCACCGACUACCAGCCGAUAACGACGGUCGCCGAGCUGAAGGACCAUUUCCACGAAAAGCUGGGCGAAUUUUACUGUCGCAAUUCGGCGAUUGCGGAAUCCAUCAUCAAGAGCACGGAGGGAAACGUGCUGAUCGUAGGACACGCGACAACGCUCGACACGUGCUCCCGGUUCAUCACGGGGGAAAAGAUACGGUCCACCAACGAUAUGGGCAGAAUCAUGCAGAAGGUUUCGUACUGCAGUUUGGCGGUGAUGGAGUCGGUCCCUGCUGCCGGUGGCAGCGAUGAGGCUGAUGCGGAAAGCUCGGUAAAGGGCAACUGGAAGCUUACCGUUCCACCGUGCGAUCCCAUGACGCACACCAACAACAAUCGCUUUGACCACAAAAUUCUGUUGGAUUAGUCGCGUAACUAACAACCACCGUUCGGGUUUCAGUGGUUCGGUGGACUCGUUUCUCGAGAGAGAAUUGCUAGAGAACGAAUAGAAGCUGAUGGCGAGGAAUGUUAACUAUACUCUAUAUAUAUUCGUUUUGCCUGUUAUUUAAAUACAUAUGAUAGAGCCUUACCAUUUGCACCAGAUUGCAGUCGCAGCUAAAGCGGCCUGAAAGCUUUUACUUUGAUGUUUUAAGAGUAGUAGAAACAAAGGAAACCAAUACCGCUAUUAACCCGAUCACCAACCAUCGCGCUUGCUUUCGUGUGCUCGUACUCGAGUCCUUGCUGCAUGCUUUCGAAAUGACAAUAAUAUGGUAAAGAAAAACGGAGUAUGAUCUCAUUUGCUCACUGUGUACAAUCCCUACCUGUAUAACUUGAUCAUUAUUUCCCUACUGAAAUGCCGGGUAGUGUGCGUUUGCUCAAUAAUUUGCAAAACUGUGUGAAGAAGUACGCAUUAGUAAGCGAUUAAAUUCAAAUUACUGGAAGUUGAAGUCAACGGAUUAAAUUUCGCUUGAAUUCUACGUGCAGGAAGCUUUCCACAAAAAUAUUGCCACUCGCAUUCGGAUAAAGCCCCUGCGUUCUGCGACCUAUAGGCGAAAUCGAUACCCCAAUUCGGAUGCCUCGACUUUCACUGGAAGUCGACAAGAUGUACACAUCACCUUUUCCAACUUUUUCAACUUCCAAGAGAACAAAUCUUCCACUGUAAUUUCUCGACGAGUUAACUGGAGUCACUAGGACACAGGACCGCCAGAAGAAGAACUGCUCCUGAAACCAGUCUACCGUUUAACGAAUAAGUUAUUUAGCUACAUGUGUUGUGUGCGCUUCAUGUCACAGGAUUAGGGCCCUGCUGCUCCCCGUAAAAGUGUAACUUAUGCUCAACCAUAAACGAAAGCAACUAACCAUUUAUUGUGCCCAAUGCCAAAAGAAAAACGCUGUCGACCGAAACACCAUGCAUACCCCUGAAACGCUCGUUGUAAUAAACCAUUUUGUCGUAUCCGUCUAUCCGUUCAAA